GCCACUGCCCGACAUAGCAUUGACAGCUACGAUGAUUCAAGCAAACGAAGAAAUACCCUUUGACGAUAUUCUCAUCGAGUACGGUGAAUUUGGGCGUUACCAAAAAUGGAUCUACAGUCUUUUGUGUCUUUUCAUAUUGAUAACACCAGCGCAGUCUCUCAUUAUGGGAUUCCUGUCCGAUGAUGUAGACCACUGGUGCAAGAUUGCCGAAUGGGACUCUGUGGACUGUGGACAUUUCGGGUUCAAUACUUCACGGCAAUGUGAUCUUGGGAAAAGAGAUGUCGGCAUUCCUUGGAACUAUUCAGACAACGCUCAAACGGUGAAGGUUUACUCGUCUUGUAUCCGUUACAACACCCAUGGCGUCGAGUUCAGCCCAGACCUUGAUCUUGGUGGAUAUCCAGUGAUGCCUUGUGAUGCAGGUUGGAAGUACGGUGAAGUAGAAGGAGGAGGAACAACUCUGAUUAAAGAUGUAAGUAGGAAGAAAAUAGUAGACGAAGGAGGCGGUCUGAAGCAAGAUCUCAUUGAGCUUUUCCGUCAUCCCAAAUUACGAUGCUAUACGAUCAAUCUGGUGUGGCAAAUGACUGCAGUCUCAAUGGUAUACUAUGGAAUCUCUCUCGGGACGGACUCCUUAGGGGUGAAUAACUACGUGGCGUUUGCCGUCUCCGGUGCGGUCGAGAUCCCUGCCGGAUUUUUCGCGGUUUUUGCCAUAGAAUACUGGUCAAGGGGGCCGACGUACAUGACGUUGCAGCUAUUGUGUGGCGCUGUGCUCCUCGCUUCGGGAUUCCUACCCCAGGGCAUUGGAAAAACUGUGCUUGCUAUGGUGGGGAAGUUUGCCAUCGCAGCCGCAUUCAACAUCAUCGAUCUACGUGGCUGUGAAAUAUUGCCAACUGUUGUCAGGAAUUCUGGUCUGGGGUUCAUCUGGGCCUGUUCUAGCUUUGCCAACAUCCUGGUCCCGCAGUUCCUGGUCUUUCGGAGAUGGUGGACCCCUUUACCGGAAGUGAUCUUUGGUUCCGUCGCGCUAUCAGCCGGAGCCAUCUCUUAUCUUCUCCCCGAGACAAAGGGCAAGAAGAUCCCAGAGACACUGGACGACGGGGAGAACAUCGGGUGGUGAUCCCAAUCCA
Messenger RNA from Lytechinus variegatus (green sea urchin), 1121 nucleotides. RefSeq names its product organic cation transporter protein-like. The record is from RefSeq and is a predicted model, not a curated record. Bases 32 to 1111 code for a protein of 359 amino acids. The transcript is spliced from 6 exons. Lineage: Eukaryota; Metazoa; Echinodermata; Echinoidea; Temnopleuroida; Toxopneustidae.